GCGGCUGGACGGGACGGGCAGCUGGGGCGGCCGGGCAGCGCCAUGGCCUCCGGGGUGGCCGCGCGCCGCGACGCCAAGAAGCUGGUGCGCUCGCCCAGCGGGCUGCGCAUGGUGCCCGAGCACCGCGCCCUCGGGAGCCCGUUCGUCCUGGAGGAGCCGCCGUGGGUCCCGGACAAGGAGUGCCCACGAUGCAUGCAGUGCGACAUCAAGUUUGACUUCAUCACCAGGAAGCACCACUGCCGUCGCUGCGGGAGGUGCUUCUGUGACAGGUGCUGCAGCCAGAAGGUGCCGCUGCGCCGCAUGUGCUUCGUGGACCCCGUGCGGCAGUGCGCGGCCUGCGCCCUGGUCUCCCACAGGGAGGCCGAGUUCUACGACAAGCAGCUCAAGGUGCUGCUGAGCGGAGCCACCUUCCUGGUCACUUUUGGAAACUCAGAGAAGCCGGAAACCAUGGUCUGUCGUCUGUCCAGCAACCAGAGGUACCUGCUGCUGGACGGGGACAGCCACCGUGAGGUUGAGAUUGCACACGUGUCCACCGUGCGGACCCUCGCUGAAGGCUUCCCCCCAGGAGCCAGCGCACGGGCCACAGGCAUGUCCCUGCAGUACACGGUGCCAGGAGAGGCGUGUGUGACCCAGCUGACGCUGAUGGCAGGGGAGGACUCGAGUGCCAGCAGGAGGCAGGCAGUGGCCUGGCUGGCAGCCAUGCACAAGGCCGCCAAACUACUGCAUGAGUCCCGGGAGCAGUGACCCCGACGUGAGCCAAGCCUGCACUCCGGGGUGACACGAGCCGCAGCCUCCUGGGCGGGACCACAGGGCUGCGCCGGCUGCCCCAGGAGUCAGUGUGCUCCCAGGGUUCCAAGGAGGCUCCAGCCCGAGCAGUGUCCACACGGGCCACUGCUGCCUCGCUCCAGAAGCGGCGUCAGCUUCCUCCUCCCCACACACUGUGUCCUGUGUGUGGUGCUUUACCAUUAAAUCCAUUUGCAAAGCCCG
This is a messenger RNA of Ochotona princeps (American pika), 987 nucleotides long. RefSeq names its product zinc finger FYVE-type containing 21 (gene ZFYVE21). Gene Ontology annotation, molecular function: metal ion binding. The record is from RefSeq and is a predicted model, not a curated record. Bases 43 to 744 code for a protein of 233 amino acids. The transcript is spliced from 7 exons. Lineage: Eukaryota; Metazoa; Chordata; Mammalia; Lagomorpha; Ochotonidae.